This is a messenger RNA of Bactrocera latifrons, 1485 nucleotides long. RefSeq names its product extensin. Bases 134 to 1258 code for a protein of 374 amino acids. Lineage: Eukaryota; Metazoa; Arthropoda; Insecta; Diptera; Tephritidae. The record is from RefSeq and is a predicted model, not a curated record. The transcript is spliced from 2 exons.
CUUCCUUUACCGCUAUAGAGUGCACGCUUCCGGUGGAUAAAGCGGCAGUGUUAUACAGUUUGGAAUACUUUGAAAUUUUUCUUUAAAGGAUUUGUAGCCUUUAAUUUGUUUGUGUUUUUGUUUAUUGUGCAUAAUGCGUGUAUUUGUGUUAGUGAGCUGCUUGAUUGCGGGCGCUUUGGCGCGUCCUGAGGCGCCGCUUGUAGGUUACACCUACAAUGGAUUACUGCAGAAUCCCGCCUCACUGCAUCAGCAGCUGCCCUCCGAGCAUGCCUUUGGCAACUUCGUCGCACCUCCACCGACCACUUAUGGCACACCGCUCGCCGGUGAGCCCGCAUUGAACAACAUUGAGCAGCCAGCCGAAGCAGCCGGCCCCGAAGAUGUUAAUCAGCAGCAAUACCAGGCGGUUCAACCACUGCCACUCGACCAGCAAGACUCCUACAAUGCUGCCUACCAACAGUCGAGCAUAGCUCAGGAGGGCGGUUACCCUUAUGCACCACAGCCGACCACCGUGCACAAGCAUGUGUACGUGCAUGUGCCACCCAAGGACUUCGAGGAUGAGGAUGUGAUCGAGACACGCGUGCGUCAUGCCCCAGCAGCCAAGCAAAAGCACUACAAAAUCGUUUUCAUUAAGGCGCCAGCACCACCAUCCAUUCGCCCACCAGUUGUGCCACCACCACCACAAAAUGAAGAGAAGACACUCAUCUAUGUGUUGCACAAGAAACCCGAGGCAACCAAGGAUAUUGUUAUACCUACAGCGGCACCAACCAAACCCUCCAAACCGGAAGUUUACUUCAUCAAGUACAAGACUAAGAAAGAUGAAGCUCCCGUCUAUGGACCACCACCACAACAGCAAAAUGAUAACACCAAUGGCAAUGGCAACAACAACUUUAUCGCUGGCGAUAUGGAUCCUCGUCAUGCUGAUUUGCCUGCUGCCGAGUACGACGCUCCUGCAGCUGAUGAGUUCGCUGCUGAUCUCACUGCGCCACUCACUACCAUUCAGCCUGCCUUGGAGUCGGAGCAACCGCAAUCGCACGACCAACAGCCACAGUUCGUAAACGAUUUGCCCGCCGAUGCCUACGGCUUGCCAACUGCAUUGCCCUUCGCUGCCGGCGAGCAGCCACAGCCCACCGUCCAGGCGCCCAGCAAUCAGUACUUGGCUCCGGAACCCAUGGCACCCAUCGUGGUGGAAGAGCCAACACACUUGCCAUCGUCCAGCUAUGGACCACCCAGCAACCGCUUCUUCCUGAAGAAGAAGUAAACGGUGUUGGUUGUUAAACAGUAAGCCGGAGCACCGGAGUGCUCCAACAACUAGUAAAAUUCCACAAACAUAUUUAGCAUAAUAGUCACCAAAAGCAAGAAUGGAGGAAAAUAGAACCCUGUUCAUAAUUUUUCCAUUCACACACACACUCAUACGCGUCAACAUACAGCACAUGUUAAACUUUAAAUGCACUCAACAUACCUACACAUACGCAAAACAUACAUACA